UAUAGCAGUCCAGUCCAGUACGCGCACAGAGCCCGUUCCGCCUCCCUCGCCGCUCCUCCUUCUCCACGCCGAUGUCCUGCCUCCACCUCCUCCGCCGUCGCACCUCCUCCUUCACUCCCACCUCGCCGCCCUCACGCUCCUGGUCUCCGCACGCCGCCUUUGCCGCUGCCACAGAGCGCGUCCGCGCCGGGACGCUCACCCCACAAGACGCACACCACCUGUUCGACCAAUUGCUGCGGCAGUCCACUCCGGUCCCCGGGCAAGCCCUGAACGGCUUCCUCGCCGGUCUUGCCCGUGCGCGAGACACCGACGCCUGCAGAGACGGCCCCUCCCUUGCCCUCACGCUCUUCAACCGCGUAUGCCGAGAAGAAGCCGGCCGGCGGGUGGCGCCGCCCACAAUCUACACCUACGGCAUCCUGAUGAACUGCUGCUGCCACGUGCGUCGUCCAGACCUAGGGCUUGCCUAUUUCGGCCGCCUCCUAAGGACCGGCCUCAAUACAAAUGAGGUCGUCGCCAGCACCCUCCUCAAGUGCCUCUGCUGUGCAAAACGGGCAGAUGAAGCUGUGAACGUGCUGCUUCAUAGGACGUCCGUCCUCGGCUGUGUGCCUAAUUCCUUCUCAUACAACAUAGUUCUAAAGAGUUUAUGUGACGACAGCAGGAGCCAGCAAGCACUCGGCCUGCUCCAGGUGAUGGCAAAGGGAGAUGAUUGCUCCCCCGGCGUUCUGUCAUAUAGAACGCUCAUCCACGGCUUCUUUAAGGAAGGCGAAGUAGGCAAGGCAUGCAAUCUAUUCCAUGAAAUGAUGCGGCAAGGGGUUGUGCCUGAUGUGGUGACGUAUAGCUCGAUUAUUGAUGCACUGUGCAAGGCUGGAGCAAUGGACAAGGCAGAGUUGUUCCUUCGGCAGAUGGUUGAUAACAGUGUUCGACCGGAUACGGUGACAUAUACUAGCAUGAUCCAUGGAUAUUCCACUUUGGGCCGGUGGAAAGAGGCGACUAAAAUGUUCAGAGAAAUGACAAGCAGGGGCCUUAUACCAAAUAUUGUCACUUGGAACUCAUUCAUGGCCUCCCUUUGCAAGCAUGGAAAAAGCAAAGAAGCUGCAGAAAUUUUCUUUUCCAUGGCUGCAAGGGGCCACAAGCCUGAUAUCAUCUCCUACACUAUUCUUCUUCAUGGGUAUGCCAAUGAAGGAAGCUUUGCUGAUAUGAUGAAUCUCUUUAAUUCAAUGGUAGGCGACGGUAUUGUAGCCAACUGCCAAGUUUUCAACAUAUUAAUUGAUGCAUAUGCUAAACAAGGAAUGAUGGAUGAAGCUAUGAUCAUACUUAAUAAAAUGCGGGGACAAGGACUGAGUCCGGAUGUAUUCACCUAUUCAACUCUAGUAUCUGCACUUUGCAAAAUGGGUAGACUGGCUGAUGCUAUGGGUAAGUUCAGUCAGAUGAUUGGUAGGGGAGUACAACCGAACACAGUUGUUUACCACUCCCUAGUUCAGGGCUUAUGUACACAUGGUGUUUUGGUAAAAGCAAAGGAGUUGGUUAAUGAAAUGAUGAAUAAAGGUAUGCUUCGUCCAAACAUUGCAUUCUUCAAUUCAAUAAUGGACAACCUAUGCAAUGAAGGAAGGGUUGUGGAUGCACACCAUAUCUUUGACUUGGUUACAGACAUAGGUGAGAAACCUGAUGUCAUUACAUUUACUACGCUAAUUGACGGAUAUUGCUUAGUCGGUGAGAUGGAGAAAGCAUGCGGAGUACUUGAUGCCAUGGUAUCAGCUGGCAUUGAGCCCGAUGUCAUUACGUAUAACACACUUGUCAGUGGAUACUGUAAAAGUGGAAGGAUUGAUGAUGGGUUGAAUCUGUUCAGAGAAAUGUCCCAUAUGGAAGUUAAACCUACAACUGUUACAUAUAACAUCAUACUGGAUGGAUUAUUUCAUGCUGGGAGAACAGUUGCUGCAAAGAAAAUGCUCCAUGAGAUGAUCGGAAGUGGAACACCUGUGAGCAUGCAUACAUACGACAUAUUUAUUAGAGGACUUUGUAGAAAUGAUUGCACCAAUGAAGCAAUCGCCCUUUUCCAAAAAUUAGGUGCACUGAAUGUGAAGUUCGAUAUUGCAAUACUCAAUUCCAUGAUUAAUGCAAUGUACAAGGUUCAGAGAAGAGAAGAAGCUAACAAGUUGUUUGCUGCUAUAUCAACCACUGGGUUGGUACCUAAUGCUUCCACGUAUGGAAUCAUGAUAAGAAAUCUUCUAAAAGAGGGAUCAGUGGAAGAAGCUGAAGAUAUGUUUUCAUCAAUGGAGAAGAGUGAUUGUGCUCUCAGCUCUCGUCUUAUAAAUGAUAUCAUUAGAAUGUUAUUGGAAAAGGGGGAGAUAGUCAAGGCCGGAGAAUACAUGUCUAAAGUUGAUGGGAAGAGCAUCUCGCUUGAAGCUUCAACUAGUUCGUUGUUGUUGUCUCUCUUUUCAGGGAAAGGGAAAUAUCGGGAACAAAUACAAUUGCUCCCUGCAAAGUACCAAUUUUUCGAUGGAACCAUUUGAUGCACUGGACUUGGCAGAUAAGCCUUGUCAUGUUUCGGAGUUCCCUCUCAACGAUGUGGAUAAGUGUCUCUUCCAUGCGCUCAUGAAGAUUGAGCUGGGUGAUGGUGCCACUAUGGUGUUCUGGGCCGGUGCUUAGCUGCCAGGCGUGCAUCCUAUGGGCAUUGUUCCUAUUCUGCAAGCCGUCUCUAUGCAAGGGCUGACUAGUGCGUGAUGCGUUUGCUAAUGGUGAAAAUUUACUAAUAUUCAGGAGCAAUUCACGGUGGAUGCUAACACUGAGUUUAUCGAGCUCUUGCUCCUGUAUCAGGCUAUUUCGAGUUCUCUCAACCUGAGCAUAUCUAGUGCAUUUUGGGCUGAGGGCAAUUAUAAUGAAAUCGAUGGACUAUUUUACGUUAUCAAGCUAUUUGGUUUUCUCUGAACCUCCAGCACCAACAACUUGCAAUGAUGGAGAGAUUUUAAUGAUUAUACUACCUGAACCAAAACUCGAGCUAUUGAAACGUGUGUAUAUGAACUCUGAACCUUCAUUCAAUCUCCUGUACAUCCUCCAGUUUAUGAUGAAUGAAAAAUUGCUGUAAGAGAAGACAAGAAUGAGCAAGGCGACCUCAAUCGCCACCAUGAGAGGAGCAGGGGUGGAGGCUGCUCUUGGGUACGAGAGGAGCACAGCAGGGAAUUGUUCAGAGGGUAGGCCAAGGGACGCCGAGUCGAGUCAGCCGUCAGAUAGAGCGAACACGUUCAUGGCUUUCUGUGAUUUUCCUGGCUGAUUUGGGUGUGAAUCGCGCGUUCGUCCUGUAAAACACGGCGCCGCAGAGGCUUACCCGCACCCAGACGUCGACCUCAAGAAGCUGCGCCAGCUCAUCCUCGAGGUCCGACGACCCCAGGCCUGACCUCGAUGAGUGCCCAAUCUGCUUCCCGUUCUAUCCGAGCCUUAGUUGGUCAAGUGCUGCCCAACUGGUUUUUGUGGAUCGUGCUGAUCGUUCUGGGGCAUUGGAGUGGGCCAACUACCUGACGACAGGCAAGAUCGAGGUGCUGUCCGUGUAGUGGUUGCUCGGCCGCGACCAUGGGGUGAGGCUCCUUUUCUUUUUAUUUUUGUGAUCGUUUGAUUGUUCAGAAGAUAGGUUAGAUUUUUUGUGGCAUAUCAUUAUGUUUUGUCUGUUUGUGUAUUCCUUUUCCUAUUUUAUUAUUGGCUGUGUGACGAGAAGUCAGAGCGACAAAUCUGAAGCGACUCCUCCCUGGUAAGUUCCAUGUACUGGGAUUUUACUUAUUGAUUUUUUUCUCUAAAUGGUAGAAUGAUACUUCUUCUGAUAUUGUAUUCUAGAACAAUCCUAUGUUUUGUUCUUGUUACUAUAGAAGUGCAUCCCCCUUUUAUUCUGAUAGCAAGAUGCUCUUUAUUUUCAAUGCAAAUAAAUGAUUACUGGAGCCCAUGUAUAUUGUACAGCAAUGCAGUAUGUGGUGUUAUUUUUCAUUUUUUAUAGAUAGUGGUAAAAAUGAAAUCUGAUCCAAAGUAUGUGGUGUACAAUUCAUGGAAAACCUUACUGGGUUGAUAACAAUUAAAUUUGAUUUAGUACUACCUGAAGAGUUCUUUAUUUGUGCUUUAUAAAGUCAGAUUAAUUUUCAUUUUUUAGUUGUAUGCUUUGUAGAUCAGUAUACUGACGAAUGGUGCCUCGGCGUUUUAGUUUAUUAUCUGGUCUUUCACACCCAUUAACAGUGAACUCAUUUGAAGGUUGGAGAGUCUACCCCGGAAUCAUUUGAGAUCGUCGCACGAGUUUCUUCUGAAGCUGUGAGAUCUGGGACGGUGGAUACAUUGAGUUCGAAGAAAAAUCAGCCACUUCAUCCACGAUGACGCACUCAUCCACUAGGUACUGAUCUUGGUGUCGAUUCCUACCUCUAGCUUCUGUUGACACAACUUCAGUUGGUCACAUGUUUCUUGGUUGUUGAAGUAUGCUUGGUGGUUCUUCGUUGAGGGUUGAGAUGGACCAUGCACUGGGUACACUCUUUGAUGAUUUUGUCGGCAUCCAACUGUUCUCGAAUUGGUUAUCUUCUCUUAUCUCUCCAUGUGCUUCAUCUUCUCUUAUCUCUCCAUGUGCUUCUUAAUUUUCUUGUGCAAUGAAUGCUGAAUUUAGACAGCAGUGAUUUGUUUGUGCAGUCCAUGCUUUGACAUUGAAAAUGUGAAGAUGGAAUUAUGAGGUUUGGACCGUGAUGGUGGUUGAUUAAUUUUUAUUCUGGGCAUUACAUUAUUAAUAUGAACUAUAGUUACAAUUGUUGAACUACACUAUUUUGUCUGCUAAAUUCUGGGCAUUGGGUCCAAUCUAUAUAUAGCUAAUAAGAUGAUUAUUUAAUUUUUCCAUUGGACGUGGAAUUUACCAUAUGUGGCUACUUUCAGGUUAGUAAGUUUUGUUCUUCAUUAUAGCAUGGACUCUUGUUUCUCAGUAGUAUAUGCUUAAUUUGCUCUUACUGGAGACAAAAAAUUCCCUCAAACUGCAAGGAAUGAUGUAAUAUAAGAGGAGAAUUAGAUCUGUCUCACACCUCGCCUUCAAUAAUAAGAUAAGUGGUGGAUUUUUAUGGGAAUUUUCUGGAGAAAAUAUUAGGUGGGGAUUUGAAAUUGGAAAUGAAAAGGGUGUGGAAUGCCAAGUGAUGUCUCUGUUUGUUAUAAGCUGCCUUGUCAUACUAAAUGCAUGUUUUCUCCUGUUGUAAUACACAUAUUGAUCUUCUACUUUUCUGAUCAAACUGGGAAUCAUACUAUUCUUUUUUUGUCCAGUACACCCCACUAAUUAGAAAACCAGAAAUGUUGGCUACAAUUCCAACGGGCCAGGCCAGGUGGGCCCAGCCGCCACUCAACAAGGCGGCCGCCGCUGCCGCUGCCGCUCCCAGGCCGACAGCUACAGCUACACACGGGCCCAGCAGGCGGGCCAUGCCGCCACUACAUGAGGUGGCAGGACUGUAGCUGGUGCAUGCGCUCCCACAGCCUCGGCUGUUGCAGACGACGCUGAUUACUGCGGCCAAAGACGCUGAUUGCUGCGGCCAACGGGACAGAUUCCCACGUGCGGGAAUCCGAUGCCUUGGUUUGCUUUCUGCCACAAGUUACGAUGCUCUGGAAUCAGAUUCCCGCCUAAACUUUGACGUCUUGUGUACUGAUUCAUACACAGACGACACUGAUUAAAGUACUGCAUGAUUAAAACAGGGAAGAGGCUCGUCGUGUGGAGGAGUAGGAACGACAGUGAAAGGAGGCUCGUGAGGCAGAGAGACAGAGAAAAAAAGAAAGGGCUCGUGAGGCCAAGGAUGUAUCUAAUUUCAGUUGUACCGUGUCGUAAAGAAAAAAAAUAUAGUUUUGGCAUAAAAUGUGGCAUUUUCUUGCCGCCAUUUUUUGCCCGCCAAAAAUUAUUUCCGUCA
Molecule: messenger RNA, 5894 nt
Organism: Triticum aestivum (bread wheat)
Lineage: Eukaryota; Viridiplantae; Streptophyta; Magnoliopsida; Poales; Poaceae
Product: protein Rf1, mitochondrial
Exons: 6
Coding region: 72-2510 (812 amino acids)
Biological process (GO): RNA processing; mitochondrion organization
Cellular component (GO): mitochondrion
Molecular function (GO): protein binding; mRNA binding
Source: RefSeq, a predicted model, not a curated record